AUGUCUACAAACGUUCGAUCGGAGCGACUGGCCAAAUAUCUCGGAGCCGUCAUCCAUGGAAAGCAAGAAGUCCAGCAUCUGAACGAUUUCAAGCGAUUUGUUGAAGCAGUUCUGGACCAAAGUGAUCCCGGAACUGUUGUUCAGCGAAUUAUCUCAAGCAAAAGCGCUCUAAACGCCUUGCAAAAUGGACUGAGGUUCAACCUCACCCCGGUCUUCAUUAACGGGCACACUGCAAAGUUGAUUCAGUACUUGAAUCACCGCGAAGUCAAGCUCCUUUGCAAUGGUCAAUUUCUUGAGCAGCUUCUUCUCAUCAUCCUGGAGCCUCGUGCCCUCUGGCACGCAUUUCUGGAGGCGUUCCGCACUCGGAAACUGGAAGAGCAUGCAAUACAGGCUCUAUGCUGGUUGAUGACGGAGUUCCUUUCACUGUCUCCCUCUUGUGGGGUAGAUAUUAGAGCCGAUGCUCAGACUAUCUUGGACGAUGGUUCGCUUUUUUCCUCGCCCUCGGCUGACAUUCGAAACUUGGGCCAUAAGAUCAAAUUGCAUCUGGAGAUGAAAUCACCUGCAACCACCUUCCAGCACUCUGAAAUCAUUGCAGGUGGUCGGCAUGAUAAUGAUUUUGCUGACUUUCGCUUGACAGCCAUUUUUCCCACAGCCGAUGAGAUGAGAUGUACGGAGAAACCGUUCUAUCGCCGUGCUGAAGAUAUCGCGCAGCUAUCCAGUAGUCAACGCAUUGCGGGCCACGUUGACAAUCAGUUUCGUCUUUUACGAGAAGAUAUGCUCUCGGAGCUCCGCGAUGACCUUCUAGUUGUCAUAGGCACCAAGAAAGGGCGACGGUCAGCUUUCCGCUUAAGGAACCUCUUCCUCGCUCAUGUUCGUUGCACUUCUGGAACCCAAAACCACCUUCGACAAUGUACCAUUGGUGUUACUGCCCAGUUUGGCCUUGAAAAACUCAAGAAACUCUCGGCCGAUAAUCGCAAAAAUUUCCUCAAAACCACGCCCCAGUUUGUCAAGCAUCGUUCCUUUGGUUGUCUGGUUAGAGACACAGAGAUCGUGGCUUUUGCUACCAUUGAAAGAGACAUCGAUGAACUGGUAUCUAGCCCUCCAGUGGUCAUGCUGCGUAUUGCAGGUGAAGACGCGCUCAAAAAGUCUCUGCUUUACCUUAAGCUCUACGAAGACGUGGAGUUCCUGCUCGUAGAUACAGCAAUGUUCGCAUACGAGCCCAUUUUGAAAUGCUUGCAGGAGAGGAUAGAUAUGCCUCUGACAGAAGAGUUGUUUCUUUACGAAAGAGGCCAGCCGGUGAAAGAUUCGAGUUUAGCUCCUUGGAAUGUGGUCUACAAGUUGAAAGAAGAAUAUGGAUGUAACAUCCAGGGCACUCUUCAAACUUCAAUGCCAGUGAUAUUGGACCCUUCACAGCUUGACUCUAUGUUGGCCGGCUUGACACAGAGAGUGAGUCUUAUUCAAGGACCACCAGGUACGGGCAAGUCAUUUAUAGGUGCCCUUCUCGCAAAGACCCUGCAUGACAGUACAGAAGACAAGAUAUUGGUUAUGUGCCACACCAAUCAUGCCUUAGACCAGUUCCUAGAAGACUUACUAGACAUUGGUAUUGAUUCCUCUGCCAUGGUAAGGCUUGGAUCUAAGUCGUCACAACGCACUGAGCCGCUUGGAUUGUUCAAGCAGCACUCAUCCUACAGGAGGAACCACACCACUUGGAGCACUAUCAAUGCACUCAAAGCGGACGGAAUUGAACAUAUGGCCAAUUUGAAUAACUCCUUUCAAGCCUACAAAAAUCUUGCAGCUACUUCUGCGUCUAUCCUGGACUAUCUGGAGUUUGAGGAACCAGAGUAUUUCACCGCUCUGACCGUACCAGAGGACACAAAUGGCAUGGUUAUGGUCACCAAGAGUGGAAAACCAAUCAGACAAGAUUACCUUUACGGACGAUGGAUCAUGAACCAGGACCCAGGAGUGUGUUCUGCUCUUCUUCCCGCUCAUUGUCGCGACAUCUGGAAACUGGACCCGAAAAUACGGGAAGAGAAAGACAGGCAUUGGAAGAGAGCUCUGCUGAGUGAACAGGCGCAGUCUUUGAGCGUCAGCAUAGCAUUAUUCAACAAAUGCCAAAACCGACUGAGCACCGCCCUGGGUGAGAAAAACCGGGAAAUUUUGAAAUCAAAGCGAAUCAUCGGCUGCACCACAACCGCCGCAGCAAUGUAUUCUGAGGACAUUCGGCAUGCUUCACCAAGCAUCGUGCUUCUCGAAGAAGCGGGUGAGAUUCUUGAGUCCCAUGUACUUACGGCAAUGACACCGGAGACCAAUCAUUUGAUCUUGAUAGGAGAUCAUCAACAACUACGACCAAAGAUCAACAGUUACAGCUUGAGCACGGAGAAAGGAGAUGGGUAUGACCUGAACGUCUCCCUUUUCGAAAGACUCAUACGUGCCGGGUUUCCACAUACGACCUUGAGCAAGCAGCAUCGGAUGUGUCCCGAGAUCUCAAGUCUUAUACGCAAUCUCACAUAUCCCGAGCUGGAAGACGACGAAAAGACGAAGAGCCGCCCUUGGCCACGAGGGCUGUGCGACAGGGUGAUAUUUUUCCAUCAUCAAAACCCCGAAGGCGUUUUCGUUGAGGUCUCUGACCGACGUGAUGAGAAUUUGAAAGGCAGCAAAAGAAAUGCGUUCGAGGCAGAAAUCGUUCUCAGGAUCGUGAAGUAUCUCGGACAACAGGGGUAUGGAACAGAAAAGUUGGUAGUGCUAACUCCUUAUUUGGGUCAGCUUAGUCUACUGCAGCAGACUCUAAGCAAGCAGAAUGACCCAGUGCUAAAUGACCUCGAUUCCCAUGACCUUGUCAAAGCAGGCCUUCUCUCACAGGCUGGUGCUUCCCACUUUAAGCGUCCAAUCAAGCUGUCUACAAUUGACAAUUUCCAAGGAGAAGAGAGUGAGAUUGUUAUAGUGUCGCUCACCCGCAGCAACACGAUUGGCGACAUAGGAUUUAUGGCAGCGCCCGAGCGCCUCAACGUUCUCCUUUCCCGGGCCCGAAAUGUCCUCAUUCUGGUCGGAAACUCGGAAACGUUCGUCUCUAAUCGAAAGGGUCAAAAGUACUGGAAGCCAUUCAUUGAUCAACUGAAGUCGGAGGGGCAUCUAUACGAUGGACUGCCCGUCCAAUGCGAGCAGCAUCCCCAGACAAAUGCCAUUCUUCAAACAGUAGAAGACUUCAACAGGGAAUGCCCGGAUGGAGGAUGCUCUGCCCCUUGCGGCGUGAAACUGAGUUGCGGAGCUCAUGAGUGUCCGUCAAAAUGCCACCAGCUUGCCGAUCAUUCAAAAAUGAAGUGCACAAAGAUCGUGAAAUGGAAUUGUUCCCGGGGUCAUUCCUUAUCUCUGUCCUGUUCCCAGGUUAAACGUUCGUGUCAUUUCUGCAUCCAAGAAGAUCAGGUCAAAGAGCGCAAGCGUAAACGCGAUCUCGAGUUAGAGAACGAACGGCAAAGAAAGCAGAACGAGUACGCCCAGCAACUUGCAGAGGCUCAGGAGGAAGCAUCCCAUCUCAGGCGUGUGCGACGCGAUGAAUUCGAUGAUGCAGAGCGAGCGAGGGUUCUUGAACAACACCGCCAGGAAAUUGAGGACUUGAAGAACCCCCUGCGAUCAGCAUGCCCUCCGCGGAAACUGGGCUCUGGAACAAUUGCGAGUAAACAAUCAAUCGUCACAGAAGAAACCCCUGAUUCUACCGGUACAAUCACUCGACGCCCUAGUGUUCAGCCUACAAGUCGACAGGUGAUGCCACCGCCAAAGACAUCGGCCGCUAAAAAAGACUGGGGCUAUCAAAAGCAGUUUAAAAACGCUCAAAGUCCGGAGAUUGACAAGUUAAUCGACCUGAUCGGACUUGAAUCAGUGAAGGCAAAGUUCUUGUCCAUCAAAGCCAAAGUGGACGUUGCCAUCAGACAGAACAUCGAUUUAAGCCGUGACCGAUUUGGAUCCGUAUUACUUGGGAAUCCUGGUACCGGAAAAACCACCGUUGCCCGUCUGUAUGCAAAGUUCCUAUCGUCCAUGGGGAUCAUUCCCGGUGACAAAUUUAUUGAAACAACCGGGUCCAGGCUGGCGAACGAUGGUGUUUCAAGAUGUCAAAAAACCAUCGAAACCCUCUUGAAAGAUGGCGGCGGUGCCAUCUUCAUUGAUGAAGCGUAUCAACUCGUCAGCAACAGUUUCGGUGGUGCCCAGGUUUUGGACUUUCUUUUGGCUGAAGUUGAAAACCUCACAGGAAAAGUGGUCUUCAUUCUUGCGGGAUACCAACGACCGAUGGAGAAGUUCUUUGCGCACAAUCCAGGGCUCCCUAGUCGUUUCCCUCAUGAGCUGAAGUUUGCAGAUUUUGACGACACGGAGUUAAUGCAGAUCUUGGUUGGAUGCAUCGAGAAGACAUACAGAAAGCAGAUGAAAGUUGAGGAUAACAUUGGAGGACUUUACUGUCGCAUUGUCGCUCGUCGAAUCGGGGGUGGGCGUGGCCGUGAGGGUUUUGCCAAUGCUAGAGCCGUUGAGAAUGCCAUGUCUAAAAUUUCCGAGCGACAAGCUGCACGACUUGUCCUGGAAGGACGACAGGGUAGCACCAAGAUAGAUGACUUUUUCCUCAGCAAGGAAGACAUGAUCGGUCCAGAUCCAUCGCAGGCUUUGAAAUUGUCUGAUGCUUGGAAAAAGUUACAGACCAUGAUUGGUUUGGACGCUGUUAAGAAGACGGUGGAGGCCAUUCUAGACACCAUGCGCUACAACUACCAACGUGAGCUAGAGGAGAAGCCCCUGGUUCUGUACAGCCUCAACAAAGUUUUUCUGGGAAACCCCGGGACGGGGAAGACUUCAAUCGCAAAGAUCUACGGUCAGAUACUUGUGGAUAUCGGCUUUUUGUCUAACGGCGAAGUGGUGGUGAAGAACCCGUCGGAUUUUGUUGGCAGCGUGAUGGGAGAGUCUGAGAAGAAUACCACAGGGAUACUCGCGUCUACAUUGGGCAAAGUCCUAGUGAUUGACGAGGCCUAUGGACUGUUCGCUGGAGGCACCUCAGAGGGAGCAAAUUCCUUGUCUGACCCAUACAGAGCUGCCGUGAUCGACACCAUUGUAGCAGAAGUACAAAGCACACCAGGUGACGAUAGGUGUGUCUUGCUUCUGGGCUACAAAGAUCUUAUGGAAGAGAUGUUUCAGAAGGUCAACCCUGGCCUCAGCCGACGGUUUCCACUGGACCAAGCAUUUGUCUUUGAAGAUUUCACCUCGAACGAACUGGAUGCGAUACUGAAUCUGAAACUCAAGGAACAAGGAUUUGGAAUAACUGAUCUUGGCCGCCACGUGGCAUUGGAGAUGCUCGAGCGUGCUCGCAACCGUCCACAUUUUGGAAAUGCAGGCGAGAUUGAUAAUCUGCUCAACACCGCGAAGAUGCGGUAUCAAAAGCGUCUCUCUUCCGCCAAAUGCCCUGAUUCUGUUCCAUGUUCUACUCUUGAUGCUCCUGACUUUGACGAAGACUUUGAUCGCGCUACCAAGAAGCAAAGUGUUGAGAAGAUUUUUGAAGGCGUCAUCGGCUGUGAAAGUAUCGUUGCCAAACUGGAAGGUUAUCGACAAAUGGCUCAGAGCCUCAGGCGACUGGACUUAGAUCCUCGCACACAAUUGCCAUUCAACUUUGUUUUCCGUGGCCCACCAGGUACUGGGAAGACAAGUACAGCCAGGAAGAUGGGUCAAGUCUACUACGAUAUGGGCUUGUUGGCUUCAAAUGAAGUGGUAGAAACCUCAGCAACCGACCUGGUGGGUCAAUAUGUAGGCCAGACAGGCCCGAAGACACAAAAAGUUCUAGAAAAUGGACUUGGAAAGGUGCUCUUCAUUGACGAAGCCUAUCGGCUCGCUGAGGGACAAUUCGCCAAAGAGGCCAUGGAUGAGAUUGUGGACGGCAUUACCAAGCCCAGGUUUGCGCACAAGCUAAUCAUCAUUCUAGCCGGUUAUGAUAAAGAUAUCAACCGUCUCAUGUCAAUAAAUCCGGGGCUCACAAGUCGUUUCCCAGAGUCUCUUCAAUUUGACCCAUUGUCCCCGACAGACUGUAUCAAGUUAAUUUUGAAGCUCUUGUUGAAAGAAAAAAAUGACCUCUUGAGCAAGUCACAGGUCCAAUUCGACUUGGUCUGCUUGGAGAGCCCAGACUUCGAGUUUAUGGAGGCUAUGCUGCAGCGCUUUAAUCGACUAUCAAAAACUGCCGGCUGGGCCAACGCACGAGAUGUUGGAACGCUCACAAAGACAAUCUUUGGUAAAAUUCUCCAGUCUUCCAGCGGAACGAAGCUGGUGCUGAGCAAAGAUACGGUGCUCGAAGCCCUCAACUCCAUGAUCAAUGAGCGAUCCAGCCGGGAAGUCUACCUGCAAAGCUCUCUCUCAACUGCAAUCAAAUCGGGAGAGCAGACAGACCUGGAUGUACGUACUCAAUCUUUGAACAAGCCUGUCACCAAGCUGGAUAAUCAAGGCUCGGCCAGCAAAGACAUCACCUCCGGCAAGGAACCAGACACGAGAGAUCCUGAAACAGACAGCUUCACUGCCACCACCAUGCGAGAUGCUGGUGUUUCCGACGAAGUGUGGAUUCAACUCGAGAAGGACAAAGCUCUGGCAGAAGCCAAAGAGAAAGAGUUCUUCCGUUUGAAGGAGGAAGAGGAAGAGCAACAGAAGACGAUGUUGAAAAAGAAAUCGGAGGAGAAGAAGGCAGCACGAGCGCUGCAAAAUGCAAAAAGACAAGCAGAUGAAGAGGCCCAAAGACUCCAUGAAGAAGCGUUGCUUCAGCACGAUUUGGAAUGCAGGAGGCAGGACACAAUCUUGAAUAAUCUCCGCAAGCAGCAAGAGGCUUUGGCCGAGGCGCGUCGUAAGGAACAAGCUGACCAGAUGAAACUGCGUUCUAUGGGAGUCUGUGUAAUGGGCUACCAAUGGCUUCGACAAAGUGGCGGAUACCGAUGUGCUGGUGGCUCCCAUUGGGUCUCUGAUGUUCAGCUUGGAAAUUUUGAGCUUGGAGGAGAUCUUUGA
This is a messenger RNA of Penicillium digitatum Pd1, 7005 nucleotides long. It is a transcript of the gene GbpA, whose product is annotated as protein GbpA. NCBI's taxonomy places the organism in Eukaryota, Fungi, Ascomycota, Eurotiomycetes, Eurotiales, Aspergillaceae. Gene Ontology annotation, molecular function: ATP hydrolysis activity; helicase activity; ATP binding. The record is from RefSeq and is a predicted model, not a curated record.